Messenger RNA from Arabidopsis lyrata subsp. lyrata, 3030 nucleotides. RefSeq names its product BTB/POZ domain-containing protein At3g08570. Lineage: Eukaryota; Viridiplantae; Streptophyta; Magnoliopsida; Brassicales; Brassicaceae. The coding region runs from base 1048 to 2895 and encodes 615 amino acids. The record is from RefSeq and is a predicted model, not a curated record. Gene Ontology annotation, molecular function: protein binding. The transcript is spliced from 4 exons.
UUAGUAGUAAUAAAAAGGUGAUGCAUCCUAGCCUGGAGCGUAGAAGUCCUGUGCGAAAGUAAUGAACUUGAAUCAAAGUAACAAUGGUGGAGGUAAAUGACAAUGCUGCAAAACUCAUCUAUCUUGAGAAUAAUACAAACCCACUUUCUUCGCUCUUCCUUGCCUCAAUUAGCUUGCCUUUCUAAGUUUAUAUACCACUCAUUUUGCAUCCAUAUCAAUAUCAGUAAGAAAGAGAGAGCAAAUGCAUUAAGUGGUUUACAUGUAUAAAACAUGGAAAAAAUGAGAGUGGAAAAAGCUACUAGGCAACAAUUUCUUCUUCUAUAUCGUGCUUAAGCAUCACCUAGCUGUAAUUAUUUGUGUGGAACAGAGUCACGAGAGUUGCAAAUUAAAUUGGAAAUAUGGAACAUUGAUAUAAAUCAAGUGAAGCAAGGGAACCUCCAAUAAGUAGACACCAAACAGAGAUUUGAGUUGACAAAAGGUGUUUCUGUAAGCUUUGAAAUAUAAUAAAAUAAGAGUGAUGUAAUAGUGAUUAAGAAUCUAAAGACAUUCAAAAGGAUACAUUGCCUAUGUCCUUUUGCCAUUUGUCUGCUGCUAUUGGAUGCAUUUUGAUCCGACAAGGAUUUCACAUCUGAAAUCACCAUGUCAAGUGUUUGGUGAAACAAAAUAGAGCAAAAGUAGUGGUGACAAAGUAGGGUUCAUAGGUGGUUGGUUAGUGUAAAGAAAGAUUAGAUAGAAAAUGGGAGUGGAGGUUGUAAAUAGAGACCUCAAUUAGUAAAGUGAGAGUGUGUCCCCAAUAGACUAUAAUUGAGUCUUUAUGGAGCUCCGUGCCACACAUCCCCCUCUCGGCUUUUCUCACGUGCUCUGAAUCAUACAUCACCAAAAAAAAAGCAUCUCUUCUUUUUUUUUUAGAGUCAAGAUUACGAAAUUGAAAGUGCAUUAUAAAGUCUAUUAGAGGGUUUUUAAAAAUCCGAUUUCAAGAAAAAGGAAAGUGUUCAAAGCCUAUAUGUUUUUGAAAGGCUCCUCCUCAAAUUCAUCGUCAAGGUCACAAUGGGUAUUAUAUCGGACAGUGCUCAAUCUCACUCGUCUUCCUCCGCUCCUUCCAUCUUCUCCAGCUCCUUUGCCACUCGUAUAUUCUCAGACGUUGCGGGAGACAUCACAAUUGUUGUUGAUGGAGAGUCCUUUUUACUCCACAAGUUUCCUCUGGUGGCUCGGUGUGGAAAGAUUAGGAAAAUGGUGGCAGAGAUGAAGGAAUCAUCUUCAAACCUCUCGCAUACAGAGCUACGAGACUUUCCAGGUGGGUCUAGGACGUUUGAACUCGCUAUGAAGUUCUGCUACGGCAUCAACUUCGAGAUCACUAUCUCCAACGUGGUUGCUAUCCGUUGCGCAGCUGGUUAUCUCGAGAUGACAGAGGACUUUAAAGAAGAGAAUUUGAUCGCACGGACUGAGACUUACCUCGAGCAAGUCGCGUUUCGCAGUCUUGAGAAGUCUGUGGAAGUUCUCUGUUCCUGUGAAACGCUUCAUCCUCAAGACAUUGCUGAAACUGCCCGCAUUCCUGAAAGAUGCGUGGAGGCCAUCGCUGUGAAUGCUUGCAGAGAACAGUUAGUUUUGGGGCUAUCGCGGCUGAACCGAGGCAACGAGUCAGCGGAAGUCAACCGAGGAGAUAGUCCUGAGUGGUGGAUUGAAGACCUCUCUGCUCUGAGGAUUGACUAUUACGCACGAGUUGUCUCUGCAAUGGCUAGAACAGGCUUGCGGUCAGAGAGUAUCAUAACGUCUCUGAUGCAUUACGCUCAAGAAUCGUUGAAAGGUAUUCGAAACUGUAAGGAGCGAACCAAGCUUGAUUCAGGUACAAUUGAGAAUGAACAGAGGAACGUCAUUGAAGCCAUUGUUAGUCUUUUCCCGAAUGACAAAGUUCCUCUGAGUUUCCUCUUCGGAAUGUUGAGGGUUGGGAUUACUAUAAAUGUAGCCAUCUCUUGCAGGCUCGAGCUCGAGCGGAGAAUCGCUCAGCAGCUGGAAACAGUCUCUCUCGAUGAUCUACUCAUACCUGUUGUCCAAGAAGGAGAUUCCAUGUACGAUGUGGACACUGUCCAUAGAAUACUCGUCUGCUUUCUGAAGAAAAUAAAGGAGGAAGAAGAAUAUGACGAAGAUUGCUGUUACGAGAACGAGACCGAGAAUCUUAUUGGUUCUACAUGCCAUAGCUCAUUGCUGAAAGUGGGUCGGAUCAUGGAUGCAUACUUGGCAGAGAUUGCACCAGACCCGUGUCUUAGUCUCCACAAGUUCAUGGCUUUGAUAGAGAUAUUGCCUGAUUACGCACGUGUCAUGGAUGAUGGGCUAUACAGAGCCAUUGAUAUGUUUCUAAAGGGGCAUCCCUCGCUGAACGAACAAGAAUGUCAGAGUCUCUGCAAAUUCAUAGACACUCAGAAACUCUCACAAGAAGCAUGCAACCAUGUGGCUCAGAAUGAUCGGCUACCGGUGCAGAUGGUGGUUCGAGUUCUCUACUCGGAACAACUGCGGAUGAAGAAUGUUGUGUCCGGAGAGUCAGGGGAUGGGUUAUUGUUGUCGUCUCAGAAACUUAGUAGCGGGAACCCGAGCGGAGCUGUGUCUCCGAGAGACACUUAUGCAUCGCUGAGGCGGGAGAAUAGAGAGCUGAAGCUGGAGAUCUCGAGGGUGAGAGUGAGACUGACCGAGUUAGAGAAGGAGCAGAUUUUGAUGAAACAGGGGAUGAUGGAGAAGUCAGGUCAUGGUGGAACAUUGCUGACCUCGCUUUCCAAAGGGAUUGGGAGGAUUUCGAUAUUUGGCGGAGGACCUACAGAAGAGAAGCUGCGGAAGGCUAACCGCAAAUCCAGGUCGAGGUUGGAGAGAAGAACAGUUAGGAGCCGACCAGAGUCUAUGUUUUAGGUAGCUUGGAACAUGUAAAUACCAUAUGCAUUCGCAAGAAAAUGGGUGGUUCUUGAGUAUUAUAUAUCUUAUUAAAAUCUUGCGAGUAUUUAUUGCUAUUACUCAAAAGUAUUUUAGAGGAAAUUGAAUUAAAAA